AUGUCGUCACCUGAUAACGAUCUUGGCAUUCAGAAGAAGGAUCUGUCGCUCAUUGAAGAGCAAGCAAGAGCAGAUGCUACUGCUGCUGGUAUGGACGACGAUGCUACUCAGUAUCACAUACGGUUGGCCGUUGACCAUGCCAGAGACUACAACGACCUCUUUGACGCCUUGUCAACUCGGGCUGAGGCUGGUUCUGUACGCCCUCAGGCUCCAGUUAUCGACAGUGGCCACAAGGAGGAACUUCGUGUCAAUCUGCAAAUGCCUAAACGAUACAGAAUGUACCUCACCGAUGAGUUCUACGAGAUGUGGGAUCAGUACGCCUCUAAGCAGACCUUCGAGGAGGACACGCGUGCUCGACGUAUGUUGGCCGAAUACGAUAAGAAGUUAACUGAUGAUAAGAAGCUCUCCAACGCUUUCCUCGACCAGAUGAUUCUCAACAAGUUGAUCGCCUUGGCCCCAGCUUCAGCGAAGGCGGAGCUGAGACGACGUCAGCCUACCGGGUAG
Messenger RNA from Perkinsus marinus ATCC 50983, 504 nucleotides. RefSeq lists its product as hypothetical. The coding region runs from base 1 to 504 and encodes 167 amino acids. Lineage: Eukaryota; Perkinsozoa; Perkinsida; Perkinsidae. The transcript has 3 exons. The record is from RefSeq and is a predicted model, not a curated record.